AAUUUUUUUUUUUUUUAUAUGAAUGAAUGUAUUAAAUGUGGGUGAGUCUUUGAAUGACUCAUUUUAGGCUUAUACACAAAAAUAAUCUCGUAUUUUUACCACCAUUCAACAAUUCACUAAAAUUUUAUCGUCGUCGUCGUCGUCGUUGUCGUAUAUAUAUAUGGCCAUGUAUAAAAAGUUGAGGGAGUGUGUUUUUUGUGUUUUGUGUGAGCAACUAAAAUAACAAAAAAAAAAAAAAACUUGAUUCGAUAAAAACCUGAAUAACAAACGACCAGUGCUGUGUAUAUAGUAGUAAUCGACAUCGACAUCAACCUCCACAUUAUCUACAAUUGAAAAAGAAAGAAAGAAAAAUUUUUUUUUUUUUUUUGUUUGUCUGUAUGAUACCCGUUUGUGAGCUAAAAACAAGAAAAAAAAACAGAGUCGGGAGUUUGUGUGUGUGUGAGUUUUUUUUCCAAUCCAAUCAUAGAGUCGAAUGAUGUCGUCCUCGUCGUCGUCGUCGAAGAAUUCUUCGUCAUCAUCGUUUUCUUUGCCUAUUGCCAACAAUCAUCAUCAUCAUCAUAGCCAUUAUAAUGAUCAUGAUGAUCAAAAUUUUUCAUCAUCUAGAUCUUCUAAACGUUUCCGUUCCAUAACAACGGAACCAAUAUCCACUUCCUGGAAUAAUGAUCUAGAAAUAUCUUUCAAUUGUUUUACAGAAAAGAAAAUCGAAUUUUCAACGGGCCAAAUUUUUGAGCCAUUUGUGCCAACAACAAAACGACUACGUCGUGAGCAAUCAAAUUGCUACGACGUAGUUACAACGUCGAGGACGACAAAGGACAACACUGCUGCCAUCACUACAAUUGAUACAGUGAACGUUGCUACUAGUGCCGCCCCCUUUGUUGAAGGUCGAGAUAUCGACGUGUUGUACGACGUUGGCGAUAGCAGCAGGAUCAGUGCUGCCAUUGAUGAUGAAAGCUGCUGUAGUCGUAGCCGCCAUCUUUUUUCUUCACCACCAUAUACAACUGUAACUGUAUCAUCAUCAAAUAGCGAUAACGAAUUAAUGAGCAAUGGUGAUUCGGGUUUUCAAGAGCUACAAAUACCCUAUGAUAGUCUGUCCGUUGGUUCGGAUAAUAAAACUGUAAAUAAUAGUAAUAAUAAUUUAACUAAUAAAAUGGAAGAUGCAAUAGCCAUUGACGGUAAUAAUAGUACGACAAAUUCUAUAUCGAGAAAUCAAAUGACAAUGGCGACCAAAUCAGCAUCGGUUGCUGGUGAAUCUCCCAAUAGUGAUACUAUGGAUAUAAUUAUUGCACAACAACAACGAUUAUAUCAAUCAUCAUCGAAUAGUAAUCAGAAUAAUCAUCAUAAUGAAGAUGUUGAUGAUGAAAUCGAUGAUGACGAUGAUGAUGAUAAUAUUAGUGAAUUUUCCUAUGCAAGCGAUCUAUCCAAUUUAAGUGGUGAAGAUUGGAAACCUAUUAAUAAAAAUAUCGAAUGGAUACAACGUCAAAUAUCUAAUGGAUCUGAUCCCAAAGAAAUUAUCGAACAAUUGACCGGAAGUGAAUUAAUUGGCGAUAUUGAUAAUGCUUAUGCAUGGCGUUUACUCAUUCGAAUGCUAUCCGAGCCAUCUGUACGAUCUAAAUUAGAUUAUAUCAAUACUAUUAGUGAUGUCAUUGAUUUGAUACAAAAUUCUAAAAAAAUUAUUGUUCUAACUGGUGCUGGUGUAUCCGUUUCAUGUGGUAUACCAGAUUUUCGUUCACGUAAUGGUGUAUAUGCACGUCUCAGUAAAGAUUAUCCUGAUCUUCCUGAUCCACAAUCAAUGUUUGAUAUUCAUUAUUUCAAAAAGAAUCCUUAUCCAUUUUUUAAAUUUGCCAAGGAAAUAUAUCCUGGACAAUUUCAACCGUCACCGUCACAUAAAUUUAUAAAAUAUCUUGAAAUUGAAGGCCGUUUACUUCGAAAUUAUUCACAGAAUAUUGAUACACUCGAACAGACAGCUGGAAUCAAGAAUGUAAUCACAUGUCAUGGAUCAUUUGCUACGGCCACAUGUACUGUUUGUGGAUAUCGUUGCGAUUCAAAUGCCAUCCGAAAUGAUAUUUUUGCUCAAAACAUACCUCUUUGUCCUCAUUGUGCACCUAGAAAUAAUAAUAAUAAUAAUAAUAUAUCACAAAAUAUACAUCCAUCUUCACAUCAUCGAAAUUUUAGAAAAAUUUUACCAGUAAUGAAGCCGGAUAUUGUUUUCUUUGGUGAAGGUCUCUCUGAUGAAUUUCAUAAUUCGAUGACAAUCGAUAAAGAUCAAUGCGAUUUAUUGAUCGUAAUUGGAUCAUCGUUGAAAGUUAGCCCAGUAGCAUUAAUACCAGGUUCAAUACCAAAAAAUAUACCACAGAUUCUAAUCAAUCGUGAGCCAUUGAAUCAUUUGAAUUUUGAUGUCGAAUUAUUAGGCGAUUGUGAUGUUAUCAUUAGAUAUCUUUGUCAAUUACUUGGCGAUAAUUGGUCGAGAUCUUGUUUUGGUCAGGAUCAAAAUGACGAUAUAGAAAAAUUGCCGAAAUCGGCAACCGAAGAAAUUCCACAAGAUAAUGUUGACAAUGUCAACGGACAGCUACAGCAAACAAAAGAAUAUGAAUUCAUUGCUCCAUCACGAUACAUAUUCAGAGGUGCUGAACUGAAUGAGUCCUUUGAUUCUGAUAGCAAUGAUGAUUCACAUGAAGAUGAAAUUCAAAAUGUCGAUGAUGCCGAAAGUUUUGUCGAAGAUGAUACGAAUGAUGAAAUUUUAGUUCCAAAUCAAUCACAAGAUAUAAGUAUGAUGAUUGAUGGCGAACAAUCAUUGGUCAUGAUGAAUGAAUCGAAUAGUGGUACAAAUUCAAAUGAAUCAUCAAUGACGAAAGAUGAUCAUGAUGUUAUGGGAAUGAUACAAUCACCAGGAUCGACUACGAAACUAAUGAUUCCAUCAAUAAACGACGAAUCGAUGAUGAUGAUGAUGAUGACUACGGAUGAAACUUAAUUUAUAUUUAUUCGAAAAAAAUUCUGUUCAUUUAUCGCCAUGAACUAGAAUUCAUCUCAUUUAUUGAACUCAUUCACGUCAUUUUUCUGUUUUUAUUCAAUUCUAAAUUAGAAAAAAAUUUUACAAUUGUGUCACAAAAAUUCUGUAGUCAAAUUUUGCUCAAAAAUCUGCUAUAUUGAUCAUACAGAUACACAUACAUCAUCAUAGAAAACUACAGAUGAAGCCCCACUCUUCCCCAAAAAACAGAAUAUGAUAUUUCACAACAAAUCAUACUUUUUUUUGAUCUGGAUCGUCUUUGUAGAUAAUAUUCAUCAUUGAUUUUUUUUUCUUUCAAUUUUUUCAAUU
Molecule: messenger RNA, 3313 nt
Organism: Dermatophagoides farinae (American house dust mite)
Lineage: Eukaryota; Metazoa; Arthropoda; Arachnida; Sarcoptiformes; Pyroglyphidae
Gene: Sirt1
Product: Sirtuin 1
Biological process (GO): negative regulation of DNA-templated transcription
Cellular component (GO): nuclear inner membrane; nucleus; nucleoplasm
Molecular function (GO): NAD+ binding; transcription corepressor activity; histone deacetylase activity, NAD-dependent
Source: RefSeq, a predicted model, not a curated record